ACAACCACCUAAAAGGUGUGCAGAGAGUGACAGCUGAGCACCAGACCAGAGUAACGACAGGGAAAGUGACAGAGUUAGUGGCUGCUCUCUGUGCAUCCAUGGACAGAAAGUUCCACAGAAUUGAGUAUAACCCUAUUCUCUCAGAAUCCACCGUUCUUGACCCAAGAUUCAAGAAGCUGGCCUUUCAUGAUAACAGAGCGGUUGAUGAAGCUCUCCAGAGAGUAACUGCAGCAGCAGCAAGGUCCGGCCAGCCAACUUCACUGCCAGAGGGAGAAGACGAUAGUGGAGUUUUUCCACAGGAGCACAACAGCCACACACAAGCUCAAAUCUACCCAACUACAGAUGGGCAUGCCUGAGCUGAAGCUCAAACAAGACUGUGUCACAAGGUGGAACUCCACCUUUCAUAUGAUAAAACGGAUUCUGGAGUCCAAGGAUGCAGUCAUCUCUACCCUGGCUGUUAUGAAUGCAUCAGUUGAUCCUCUGAGCCAAGAGGAAUGGGAGGUACUGCAGGAGGCAUGCACUGUUCUGGAGCCAUUCGAGCAGGUCACUGUGGAGAUCAGUGCAGACAGCUAUGUCACAGCCUCCAAAAUGUUAAUCCUCUGCAAAGGUGUGCAGAGAGUGACAGCUGAGCACCAGACCAGAGUAACGACAGGGAAAGUGACAGAGUUAGUGGCUGCUCUCUGUGCAUCCAUGGACAGAAAGUUCCACAGAAUUGAGUAUAACCCUAUUCUCUCAGAAUCCACCGUUCUUGACCCAAGAUUCAAGAAGCUGGCCUUUCAUGAUAACAGAGCGGUUGAUGAAGCUCUCCAGAGAGUAACUGCAGCAGCAGCAAGGUCCGGCCAGCCAACUUCACUGCCAGAGGGCCAUGAGGGAGAAGAAGCAGCAGAGCACGAGGAGCCACAAGCAUCUGCUGUUUGGAGGUUCUUUGAAGAACGUGCAAGUGGCGACACUACAAGAAGGAAUCCUUCAGCAGAUUCGAUUCUGGAAGUGAGAUCCUACCUUGAGGAGCCCCUUUUCCAGAGAAGUGCAGACCCACUGAGCUGGUGGGAGACCAAGGCUUCAGUGUACCCACGCCUUACUUGUGUGAUGGCACGGAGACUAUGCAUUGUAGCAACGUCAGUCCCCUCAGAGAGAAUCUUCUCCAAAACAGGGCAGAUCAUUACAGAGAAGAAACAGGAUCAGCCCCUCAAAGCUGAGGCACUUGAUCUUUCUCAAUGCAAACCUUCACUGAAGGACAAAACUGCUGAUUUUUUUCUUUUUGUUUUACACAUUUUAAUUUAUAUUUUGUUGUGUGACUCUGUAAGCUUCUGUAUGUUUCACUUUAAAUUUGUUCAGUAUUAAAAAGCUAAAAGUUUUAAAUAGUUAAAAGUUAGUUAAGUUCAUUUGUAAAUAGUUAAACGUUUGUUUUUGCACUUUCUAAUUAUUAUUUGUUAUCACUCUGUAGAGUGUACAUAAGUGUAUUUAUAUAAUAAACAUUUGAUAUAGUGCAUUAGUAAUUCAUAUUGUGCAUCAUUUUACAUUAUUGUUGGUAAUAAAUUAAUUUAAGCACCCAAAAAUCUGAAGAGCCAUU
Messenger RNA from Pseudoliparis swirei, 1570 nucleotides. Its product is annotated as zinc finger BED domain-containing protein 4-like. NCBI's taxonomy places the organism in Eukaryota, Metazoa, Chordata, Actinopteri, Perciformes, Liparidae. Bases 343 to 1341 code for a protein of 332 amino acids. The record is from RefSeq and is a predicted model, not a curated record. The transcript has 2 exons. Gene Ontology annotation, molecular function: protein dimerization activity.